This is a messenger RNA of Durusdinium trenchii, 2425 nucleotides long. The record is from the annotation of a GenBank genome assembly. NCBI's taxonomy places the organism in Eukaryota, Dinophyceae, Suessiales, Symbiodiniaceae.
AGUUUGGCUCGAUGUCUCUCAAUGCCUUCGCUGCGUUGCGCCGCCAUGCACGACUGGCGGGAGACAUCGGAGACAUCGGAGACGGAGAACACCACUGACAGUGAGACGGAGAACACGGUUGAGACGUCGGGUUCCUGCCAAGUCCGAAGCGUGGUGUUUAGGGUGGUGGUUUUGUUCAUUUAUACUUAUAUAUGUUUGAUAACAUAGAUACUUAUAAUAUAUAUAUAUACUUAAUACUAUGUUUAUACAUGUGUGUUUUCCCGGUUCCGAAUCCCAAACAAACAAAUUCAAGGAAGUCUUUGGAAGUUCAAACUCGACCCGUCACUGCACAGAUGCUGGACAUGUCUCGGCGCUGUGUGCGUCAUCGUGCUGAGUAGUUUGGGAACCCUCCUCAUUGGCGCUAGGGGUGACAUGGGUGACAUAUCAUACUAUUUGAGAUAUCAUGCAGAUAUGGAUUUCCUCAUCCUGAUGGCUUGUACAGCCGUGGCAGCUUGUGGAGCUAUGUGGGUAUGGUGCCAUGCCUCAACGCCACACCUCCUUCAGGCUUCAGGUUUUCUGGUUCUCAACUGGAUCGAGGGGUUAACCUACACCAGCUGGAUCAUUGCCUUUUUUAGCGGAAACAUCGAGACAGGCUAUUUCUUGCUCGAUCUCAAAGUUGUCUUGCACGUCUGUGAAAUUGUGAUGCUGCAGAUAUUGGUCCAGAACCGUCUCCAAAGCAUUUGGCCAGCACUCAACCAACCUCGAUGUGGAGUGUGGCUGAACAGAAUUCUUUGGGCAGAACUUGCUUUGCUCACACUGGGCACUCUCGCCUUGAUUCCUGAUGCGAUACAACGUGGCAAAUUGGGCAUUCUUAUGUACAUUGCCCUUGCCGCAUUCGCGCUUUUCAUCCCAUGUUGUUUUGUCAUUUGGAUGCUUCUUGUGUUCGCCACCUUGUGCCGUGUCUUGACCAUCUUUCAUGCUGCGCAGCAGAUGGCGCAGGGUGUUUCUUUCGAGUCCGGCAAGGCUUUGCGCCGCAGCCGCAGAGCGGCAUUGCUGCAAGGUCUUGGCUUGGUGAUUAGCUUAGCCAGCACCUGCACUUUGGUUCUUUCCUUUGUGAAUGCCCUUCUGGGAAUAGUCGAUGUUGCUGACACCUUUACGGAACUGGCGCAAUGUGUGAACUUGGUCACCCACACAAUUGGUGUGAUUCUGCUGUCGGGGGCCUAUCGUUUUUGGGGACGAGUUGCUGAAAACCACACGUCCACAGACAGCUGUUCCUGCUUCAAAUCGGUGAGGCCGGUGAGACAGGUGAGGCCGACCAGAGAGAUCGUCGGAAGCGAAUGGGAAGCAAUCACUCAGGAACUGGCUGGUCGCGGUAUAUCUGUGCAGGAACUGCUGUUAUUUUAUCGCAGAUUGGGGAAGGACGUCAUGUUGUCUUACAGACCAAAUGUGCACACUACCAAUGAUGUUGUGCGACAGGCGAUUAUCCCAAUGACUGCAGCAAACGGGAGCUCCUAUGCACAGCUAGUCAAUAGAGGUGAACCUAAGAUGCCCCAAAAGAUGGUGACCCACAACUGGUCCAACCUUUUCCGAGACUUGCUGGCGAGUGUCAUUGCUGAUGCCCUUGAGGAGCACACCUUUGAGCUAGUUUCUGCUUUGCUGUCCGAUGAGGUGGGCAUCAAUGCCUUGGAGCAAAUGAUCCAGGUGCAAGGAAACUUGGAGGAUGUCUACUGGAUUUGUGCCUUUGCGGUGAACCAACACUCCGGGAUAUGUGGAGCGAACCCACGUGCAGAUGUUGAUCCUGUCACGAUGCUGCCACAUCCGGUAUGUUCAUGCGGGACUCCCAAAUUCUUCAACAGCACGCCACCUUUGAACCAGCAUGGGGAGAGCAUUCAUUGUGAAAUGAACAAGUUCGACGACAUGAUGUCUUUUCUAGCAUGCAGAGAUGUGUCUUUUGCAGAGGUGGUUGCUGUCGAUGCAUCAUUGGAACUCUUCAGCCGAGCCUGGUGUAUGGCUGAGCUGUUCGAAGCUCAUCGAAUGGGUAUGACUCAGAUCCUCCUGGUGAGGAAUAAAGACACGCUGCUCCGAAGACAGCACAUGCUAGAAGGCCUUAGAGUGCAAGACAUGAAAGCAAGCCGCCAACAAGAUGUCGAUGUCAUUCUGGCGAAGAUCCCGAACAAGGAUGCUUUCAACCAGAGACUUCGGUCUUUGAUUCUUGACAGGAAUGUUGGCCUUCUGACUGCUUGGAAACAGGCUGAUUCUUUGCAGCAAAUAGAGCAGCUAUCUCAUGUACUGAAGUGGGCUCGUUUGUCAACCAGUGUGGAAGAUGGACUGCAAGUGUGGCAGAAUUGGGUCUAGGCACCAGCCAUUCUUGUUUUGCGUCAGUAGAUGUCUGCAGCAUCAACAUCAAUGUGUGGCUAAAGCAGUGAGCGAAGACAGAAAAGAACUA